GCAUAAAUAGCAAGACUCCUACUGUCUUCUCUUGCAGACCAACUCAGCUGCCAGCAAAAGCAGGUGCUCUCCCCCUACCAGAGCUCCACAGGAAAUAUUUAGGAAUGGAAAACCUGAUGUUUGUCUACCGCCCCUGUAAAGUUAUCUGGACAUUACUUGUGACAAUACUAGGUUAUGCCAGCAGCUUGCCUGUGGGUGAUGAUUCUAUUUGUACAGCAGAGGAACUUGCUAAGUACAGCAUAAUCUUCACAGGGAAAUGGAGUCAGACUGCGUUCCCUAAGCAGUAUCCACUGUAUAGGCCCCCAGCACAGUGGUCAUCAAUGCUCGGUGUUACUCAUAGUUCUGACUACAGCAUGUGGAAAAAAAAUGAAUAUGCCAGCAAUGGUGUACGUGAUUUUGCUGAAAAGGGUGAAGCAUGGGUAUUAAUGAAAGAAAUAGAAGAAGCUGGAGAGAAAAUUCAGAGUGUACACGGAAUCUUCUCUGCUGCUGCCAUUUCCAGUGGCACAGGACAAACCUCCACUGAAUUAGAAGUGCAUUCAAGACAUCCCUUAGUUUCGUUUGUCGUAAGAAUUGUUCCAAGCCCAGACUGGUUUGUAGGUAUCGACAGCCUAAAUCUCUGUGAAGGAGACCACUGGAUGGAAGAAGUAUCAGUAGAUCUGUUUCCAUAUGAUGCUGGAACUGACAGUGGUUUCACAUUUUCCUCCCCGAACUUUGCCACUAUUCCACAGGACACUGUCACAGAGAUCACUUGUUCCUCUCCGAGUCACCCAGCAAAUUCAUUUUAUUAUCCUAAACUCAAAAUUUUGCCACCUAUUGCUCAAGUAACAAUGGUGAAAUUAAAGAAAAGCCAGCUGGGUCUUUCUGCACCUUAUAUUAACCCGCCAGCUAAAAGCAAUGAAGUAAUAGACUCUGUCUCAGAAACACCACUGGACUGUGAGGUUUCACAAUGGUCUUCCUGGGGUCUCUGUAGAGGUCUUUGCAGAAAAACAGGCACCAAGAUCAGAACUCGUUUUGUACUUCUUCAGCCUGCCAAUAAUGGAAUGCCUUGUCCAAAUCUGGAUGAAGAAACAGGAUGUGAACCAGAGAAUUGUGUCUGAAAUAAAGAAAAGAUAAUAAUUUAGAUAAUUUAAAAAUAGGAGGAGUGCAACUAAAUCUAACCUACGUGUCAGUCAGUGUUUCUUAUAAUUCGAGUAUGCUGCACUAUUUUGCUGAAAAGGUGUAUUAGACUGGUUUUGAAAGUUGUUUAAUAUCAUGAUUUUGGGGGUUUAAACUGCUAAGGUUUAGUAUGACAACAGUACUUGAUCAUUACAAACCAAAAAACCCCAAAUAAAUCCUUGCUAUAAAUAUACUGUAAGUUCUUGGAGUACCCUCUAGUGGCAGAAAAGAAGACAUUUGCAAAGAUUUUACUUCACACAUACAAAAAUCUUUCAAUCACAAAAUCUAAACUAAUAACGUUCUUAAAUACUGUAAUUUGUUGAUCUACAGCUAUUUAUACCUAGAAAAUAGUUUUUUCUCUAAAUUAUGUUUUUAUAAUUUAUUAGAAUUUCUGUCAUCUUUCUAAAGAUGUUUAAAAUACAUUUCUUCAGGAACUAUUUCCAUAAAUCAGAGUGAUGAGAUGUUUGCAGUGUAGUUAGGAAGACAACAGUAUAACUGAGUAAACUUGUCUUGAGACUUACAAAUACAUGAAAAAGUCUUUUCCUUUUUUUCUCAAAAGUGAGAACAAUAUCUGUCAUGAGGACACUGCAAACAAAUUAGAAAAAAUCAGAGGUUUGCAUACUAGUAGAAAACCUCUGAACUUAACUAAAAGUGCUAGCUGAGAUUUAAAAGCUGACUUGAUUGUUGGUGUGUGUCCCUCGUGAGACAAUUAUCUCAAAGUUAACACUGUUGACCAUAACAUAAAUUAUAUCAUU
Molecule: messenger RNA, 1910 nt
Organism: Tauraco erythrolophus (red-crested turaco)
Lineage: Eukaryota; Metazoa; Chordata; Aves; Musophagiformes; Musophagidae
Gene: SPON2
Product: spondin 2
Biological process (GO): cell adhesion
Cellular component (GO): extracellular matrix
Source: RefSeq, a predicted model, not a curated record